CGGAACUUCGGAAUCUCAAGUCACACCAUCAUAAGCCCACCUCACCUUGAAAGUUCACCUGGGCACCUUGUCUUCGAACAAGCCGCCGCAUUGUAACCUACCCAGGUACCUGCGGACUCUCUCGCGUGUCUGAUCGCGUAGCUUAUUGGCUUUGGGCAAUAUUUAAGUGGCUUGUCCCACUCUGCGUGAUCGCAGUCAAGUCGAUGGUAAUCCUAAUCCAUGGAUUGGUGCUGCUUCGCCCGCGAACGACACAGGCCAACCACGGAUCAUAGCAACAAACUGGUAACUGUAGUAUCGAGCAUUUCCAAUGGUGUCCUCUUCUUCAUCCGCCGCCUUCAACACCAGCGACACUGCACACAAGAAACAACGCCGCCCGAACCACGACCCUAUCCCCUAGGUCCACGCAUGGCCGCAUCAACCAUGCAAAGUACACAAGAGUCUUUGCUUAUGGCCUUACCAACCGAAAUGCGCUGUUACAUCUACGACUACUUCCCCGAGCGUGUUUUCAAACAUGUAUUCCCCACGCCAGGUAUCUGCACCUGGGCAGUACUUCGAAUGCCGACCGCCCUACUUCAAGUGAACAAGACGAUCUUCGGCGAGGCUCAAGAACACUUGAGCACAAAGAAUGUGCAGAAGUCCCCUAAAGUUACAAUCGGCCCAGUAUCUACCGCAAGGAAAGCUGCGUUUACUUUAAUGUCAGACGUCUUCCACAAGGCUAGUAAACGACGCUGUACAUUGUUAGGCCAAUCCCAGAAGCCGGGAAACGACAACGGGACCAAGCUCAUCAGCCUCGUCCUCGCAUCUUGGUACAACGAAACCAUGCUGCCGCUACCGCUUCAGAACCCUAGCCUGGGCGAUGAUAGUAAGGUCCACAAUCAAAGAGAGUGCACAGCCGGGGAAUUGCAUCUUUCCGUAGGGCACACUUUGAAAAGAAUGGAACGGAAAAGGACUUGUGAAAUCAGCAUACGAAUGUUGUUUCCUGACGACGAUGACGACGACUUCGUGGAUUACUUGAUGUAUGAGAUGAUGCUUGUAAAGGACAUCACACGACUAGCGCUAAGCGCCCAACCGGGUCUUGCACUGAAGAUUAUACCUCUGGGUCGCCGUCGCAGGCAUGAACUCAAGCAAGAAAUGAAGAUGUUCCAAAGCAUGGAUUUGGAAAUUCGAGAAAUGGCUUCGAGCAUCAAAAUUGGAAAGCCAACGGCACAGGAUCUGUCACUCUUCAAUAUACCCAAUCUGCAGACAGUCGAAGCCACUGGCGCGUAACUGAUUUGCUUGCUUGGAGCCAGUCAAACCGAACUUAGUUGGUAACAAGAGAACGAAGAUACGUCUCGAAGAUAUACUCUGUGUUACUCAAGCUUUGCAAACUACUUGUUUGUCAGGAGCUGAUGGUGUGCAUUCA
Molecule: messenger RNA, 1402 nt
Organism: Alternaria rosae
Lineage: Eukaryota; Fungi; Ascomycota; Dothideomycetes; Pleosporales; Pleosporaceae
Exons: 2
Coding region: 220-1266 (348 amino acids)
Source: RefSeq, a predicted model, not a curated record